This is a messenger RNA of Zingiber officinale, 1566 nucleotides long. RefSeq names its product hydroxycinnamoyltransferase-like. The record is from RefSeq and is a predicted model, not a curated record. The coding region runs from base 55 to 1359 and encodes 434 amino acids. NCBI's taxonomy places the organism in Eukaryota, Viridiplantae, Streptophyta, Magnoliopsida, Zingiberales, Zingiberaceae. The transcript is spliced from 3 exons. Gene Ontology annotation, molecular function: acyltransferase activity, transferring groups other than amino-acyl groups.
AGGUCUCUUCGGCGAGCUUUUGUAACCAGUGUCUGCUUUGGAGGGUAGGGAGCCAUGGUUGUGAUCAACGUGCGGCGGUCGACUAUGGUGAGGCCGGCGGAAGCGACGCCACAGCGACCGCUGUGGCUCUCCAACCUGGAUCUGGUGAUGCUGAAUCACUACACGCUGAGCGUCCACUUCUACCGGCCGGAUGGGUCGGCCAACUUCUUUGACGCGGCGGUGCUGCGCGACGCGUUGGCCCGGGUGCUGGUGCAAUUCUAUCCCAUGGCAGGGCGGCUGGCGUGCGACGAGGACGAUCGGAUCAUGAUAGACUGCAACGGCGAUGGGGCACUGUUUGUGGAGGCCGAUGCGGAGGCGACGGUGGACGACUUCGGUGACUUCGCACCCACCGUGGAGCUGGAGCAGCUCUUCCCGAAGCCAGAUGCAGACUGCACCGACGACAUCUCCGCCUUCCCGCUGUUUCUCAUCCAGGUCACGCACUUGAAGUGCGGUGGUGUAGCCUUGGGCACCGGCGUGCACCAUCAGGUCGUCGACGGCUUGGCUGGUCUUCACUUGAUAAACUCCUGGUCCGACGUUGCCCGCGGCGUCGGCAUCAACGUCCAGCCAUUCAUCGAUCGGACCCUUCUCCGUAGUCGAGAUCCGCCUAACCCCUCUUUUCCUCACAUCGAGUACCAGCCCCCUCCUUCCAUGAACUCCUCUGUCGCCCAAGUCCCAAGCUCCGCCGUUGCUGUCCGCAUCUUCAAGCUCACCCGAGAGCAGCUUAACCUCCUCAAGGCCAAAGCUCCUCCAGAUGGCAGCUACAGUACGCAUGUCCUCCUCGCGGCCCACUUGUGGCGGUGCGCGUGCAUAGCGCGCGACCUCCCGCCCGACCAGAUGACCAAGAUGUACAUUCCAACCGACGGUCGGCAACGAAUCCAGCCACCACUUCCGCAGGGCUACUUCGGGAACGUGAUCUUCAGGGCGGCGCCCGUUGCCACAGCGGGGGAGGUGACCUCUCCGGUGGGCGGUCCUUCCCCGGCGGCCAAGACGAUCCAGGAGGCCGUGCUGAGGAUGGACGGCACCUACUUGCAGUCGGCGUUGGACUACUUGGAGAUACAGUCAAAUAUGUUGGCUCAGAAGGUAAAUGGCGCUACCCCAUUCGGAUGCCCAAACCUGUGGCUCACCAGCUGGGCGCGUCUGCCAAUCCACGACGCUGACUUCGGUUGGGGCCGACCAAUUUUCAUGGGCCCAAGUCCCAUCCGCGUCGAGGGUGUGGCGAUCAUCCUGCCAAGCGCCGCCGGGGAUGGUGGCCUCUCGGUGGCCAUCUCCUUGCAGCCUGAUCACAUGGUGAAGUUCCAGGACCUCAUCUAUGAUAUCUAAGCCUUUCAGAUUGUCGUUGUGAUCCAAUUUAAUUAAGAUCUUCUGUGUUAUGUUAGUUAUUAUUUCAAAUUGUCUCUAGGGCUAUAGUGUUGUGGUAGGACAUUCAGAUUAUCAUCUAGAUAUCCGUGAUUCGAACUCCAAUUACGAUUUAUUUGUAAAAUUUUUUUCUUUAAAUGGAAGUCGUAAUCAAAGGAUGCUGACCUUCUA